Messenger RNA from Closterium sp. NIES-65, 858 nucleotides. NCBI's taxonomy places the organism in Eukaryota, Viridiplantae, Streptophyta, Zygnematophyceae, Desmidiales, Closteriaceae. The record is from the annotation of a GenBank genome assembly.
AUGUCUCUUUCUUCCCUUCCUCAUUCGCAUGCUUCGUUCUUCCCUUCCUCAUUCGCAUGCUUUGUUCUUCCCUUCCUCAUUCGCAUGCUUCGUUCUUCCCUUCCUCAUUCGCAUGCUUCGUUCUUCCCUUCCUCAUUCGCAUGCUUCGUUCUUCCCUACCUCAUUCGCAUGCUUCAUUCUUCCCUUCCUCAUUCGCAUGCUUCGUUCCCUUCCUCUGCAUUCCUCGUUCCCUUCCUCUGCAUUCCUCGUUCCCUUCCUCUGCACUCCUCGUUCCCUUCCUCUGCACUCCUCGUUCCCUUCCUCUGCACUCCUCAUUCCCUUCCUCUGAUCUCCUCAUUACCUUCCUCUGCUGCACUCCUCAUUCCCUUUCCCCCUGCCCUCCUUAAUCCCUUUCUUCCCGUCCUUCGCAUUCCUCUUUCCCCCUGCCCUCCUUGUUCCCUUCUCCCUGCCCUCCGUAUUCCCUUCUCUGUCCCCGUUACCGAGCUCCUGUCCCACCCUCUCCCGCACCUCCCUCUGUUCACCACCCCUCUUCUCCCCUCUGCUCAUCUCUUGUGGGCGGGGGGUGAACUUCGGUUUGAGCCAGGCCCGUGGAGGACUUUCCCGGAGCGGUUUGGCUGGACUUGUCCAAACCAGCUGGUUUGGGCCAGGUUCGAUUCGGGCAGACCCGGAGCGGUCGGGGCAGACGCGGAAAGGUUGGGGCAGACCCGGAGCGCUCUGGGUGGACCUGUUGAGGCCCGCAAGUCUCGAAACAUGUCGGGGUUGUCUGGAGCAGGGGCCAAGGGGAGGGGCAAGGGGCGGGGCAAGAAAGGGGACAAGGGGAGGGGCAAGGGGCGGGGCAAGAAAGGGGACAAGGAGUGA